AUGGCGAGGAUUCUGCUGCUGCAGCUCCGCGUCCUCCUUGUGGGGCUUUUAAUGACAGAGACACUGACACUUCAAGCAAACAAAGGAGCGACAACGCCUGACGAAGAGAGGGACAAAGAAAGCGACGCGGAAACGCCAUGUGAGGUGAAAACCGUCACCGUCUCAACCCUGCCCGUACUCCGGGAGAACGAGUUCAGCUUCACCGGCGGAGCCUCGGGGAACGUGGUCGGAGGAGGGGGUGCUUCUGGAGCAGGUGGUGUUGGUGGAGGAGGAUCUGGAGGAGGAACUGGAGGAGGAGGAGCAGGAGGAGGGGGUGAAUCCCGACUUCUAUUAUUCGUUAGAACAGACCUACCUGGGCGAAUUUCCGUAAUGGAUGAUCUGGACAACACAGCUCUCCCCUACUUCACACUCGAGAUGUCGGGUACUGUAGAAGAUAUUUCUCAGGUACAUUGGAAACAGCAGUGGUUGGAAAAUGGGACCUUGUACUUCCAUGUGUCUACGACUGAGACUGAGCUUCAAACCCAGACAACAGAACUCACAACCCGGGAGCCUGCCCACGUCCUACAUGAACACAUGCAUCUCCUACACAUCUCAGUUAUGGGAGGCCUCAUUGCCCUCCUCCUCUUAAUUCUCCUCUUCACCCUUGUUCUGUAUACCCGGCACCGUUGGUGCAAGCGUCGCCGCAUACCCCAGAAGAGUGCCAGCACCGAGGCCACACACGAGAUCCACUACAUUCCCUCUGUUCUGCUCGGACCACAGGGCCGGGACAGCUAUCGAGGCUCUCGAGCCACGCACCAGCAUGGCAGCUCUGUCAUCGGUAUGCCCAUCCGCGAGACCCCCAUUCUUGAUGAUUACGACUGUGAUGAGGAAGACCCAGGUGGACAUUCACUUAACUCCACACCAAACCAACUCCACAACAAGCUGAAUGACGGGAGGCUGCAGGACGACCAUGGAGUUAAUAUUGGCAUUGGAGGACACACAGACAUCAUGUGCAAGGAAGAUGAGCUAAAGCAUAAUUUUGAAAAACGAGCCAUCGGCCCAAACAAGGAUUCUGUCGAGGAUUUGAUGCUGAGGUUCCAGGAAAGUUUCCGUGCUUCUAACACGCCAGACAUGUCUCACUACCAGCACGUCAUGCACACCUCGUCAACAGGCCGCAGGAGGGGACUGACCCAGACAAGAGCAACUGGAGGCGUGUUUGGUCCUCAAGGUGAAUCAGGGUCAGAGCCUGAAGAUGAUAGCCAAAUGAAGUUUUACACAGAGCAGCACAGAGGACGAAGACGCAGCAAAGGCCACUCACACAGUCCUCUGAAUAAGGUCACCCUGACGUUGAUUACCAUCAGCACAUGUGUCAUUGCCAUUGUCUAUGCUACGCAGGAUCCCUGCCCCCUCACUGUCAAGGUUACCCUUCAUGUGCCUGAGCAUUUUGUUGCAGAUGGAAGUAGUUUUGUGGUGAGCAUGGGCAGCUUCCUGGAUAUUUCUAAUUGGUUAAAUCCAGCCAAGUUAACCCUCUACUAUCAGACCAAUUCAUCCACACAGUGGGUCCAAGACUACUGUGGCCAGAGGACCACUGAGCCCUGUGAGCAGAUUUGUGACCAGGACACAGGAGAAUGCAGCUGUCAUGAGGGCUUUUCCCCUGAUUCUGUCCAUAAACACCUCUGUGUUCGCAGUGACUGGGGUCGCAAUGAAGGUCCUUGGCCCUACGCUAACUUGGAGAAAGGCUAUGACCUAGUUACAGGAGAACAGGCCCCAGAGCGGAUUUUCAGAUCAUUCUACAGUCUGGGCCAAGGGGUGUGGUUGCCAGUCAGCAAGAGCUUUGUGGUGCCACCAGUGGAACUGUCAAUCAACCCCAUCGCCAGCUGUAAGACAGACGUGUUGGUUAUUGAGGAUCCAGGAGAGGUCAGGGAAGAGGCCAUGAUGUCUACUUAUUUUGAGACCGUAGAGGACCUACUGGCAUCCUUUGGGCCUGUCCGUGACUGCUCCAAAGAUAACGGUGGCUGCAAGAGGAACUUCAAGUGUGUGUCUGACCGACAGUUAGACUCAUCUGGCUGUAUGUGUCCUGAGGGUCUGAGGCCAAUGAAGGAUGGCUCAGGUUGCUAUGACUACUCCAGGGGCAUUGACUGCACGGAUGGUUUCAAUGGAGGCUGUGAACAGCUGUGUCUCCAGCAGCUCGUGCCCCUUGAAGAUGACCCCAGUUCUAGCAACGUGCUUAUGUUUUGCGGGUGCGUGCAGGAGUAUAAACUGGCAGGGGAUGGGCGCUCCUGCCUCCUGCAGUCAGACAACUGUGAGGGACCAAAGUGUCCAAGGCAGGAUGUAUACUUCAAUGUCACCCUGUUUGGUGAGAUGCUGCAUGGAUACAACAACAAAACCCAGCAAGUCAACUUUGGACAGAUAUUCCAAAUGACCUUCAGAGCACACAACUUCAUCAAGGAUUUCCCUCAGCUAGCUGAUGGUCUCAUGGUCAUCCCCCUACCAGUAGAGGAACAAUGUCGUGGGGUCUUGUCAGAGCCCCUGCCCAACCUGCAGCUCCUCACAGGGGAUGCCCAAUUCAGUGAGGCAGUGGGCUACCCUAUGGUUCAACAGUGGAGAGUGCGCAGCAAUCUAUACAAAGUCAAACUCAGCUCCAUUACCUUAUCUACAGCGGCCAGCCACUAUGUGUCUGAGGCCCUGUACGGCUCUGAGCUCAGCUGCAGCAUCAACUUCCCCAGCAAGAAGGCCCAGCAGCAGCUCUGGCUACAGUACCAGAAAGGUGAGCAUGCUGACAUACAGGAACAAAACCCAAAAAGGGGGGGCAGUGUGGCUUAA
Monopterus albus (swamp eel) is the source of this 2802-nucleotide messenger RNA. It is a transcript of the gene astn2, whose product is annotated as astrotactin 2. Gene Ontology annotation, biological process: neuron cell-cell adhesion; neuron migration. Gene Ontology annotation, cellular component: membrane; endosome. The record is from RefSeq and is a predicted model, not a curated record. Bases 1 to 2802 code for a protein of 933 amino acids. Lineage: Eukaryota; Metazoa; Chordata; Actinopteri; Synbranchiformes; Synbranchidae. The transcript is spliced from 16 exons.